Molecule: messenger RNA, 240 nt
Organism: Sciurus carolinensis (gray squirrel)
Lineage: Eukaryota; Metazoa; Chordata; Mammalia; Rodentia; Sciuridae
Gene: Fam240a
Product: family with sequence similarity 240 member A
Exons: 2
Coding region: 7-240 (77 amino acids)
Source: RefSeq, a predicted model, not a curated record
CAGGGGAUGAACAAUCAGUACACCCGCCGGGAGGUCUUCUGCCGGAACACCUGCCACGAGCUCAAGCGCUUCUGGGAAAGGGAGAUUGGCAAACAGACAUACUACAGAGAAUCCGAGGAAUAUCGUCUGGGAAGAAGCGCACUGAGAAAGCUGAGAGAAGAAUGGAGGCAGAGGCUGGAAACAAAGCUGAGGCUGCGGAACAAUCCAGAUGAGACCGAAAAACGGGCGAAUGUUGGCUGA